Molecule: messenger RNA, 483 nt
Organism: Cricetulus griseus (Chinese hamster)
Lineage: Eukaryota; Metazoa; Chordata; Mammalia; Rodentia; Cricetidae
Source: RefSeq, a predicted model, not a curated record
AUGCAGGUCUGGGGCACUUUUGUAGUGACUUUGGCCACACUGAUGGUUGUCACUGUGGAUGCCAAGAUUUAUGAACGGUGUGAGCUGGCAAGGAGGCUGGAGAAGGCUGGCCUCAAUGGCUUCAAAGGCUACACUGUUGGAGACUGGCUGUGCGUAGCACACUAUGAAAGUGGCUUUGAUACCUCCUUUGUGGACCACAAUCCAGAUGGCAGCAGUGAAUAUGGCAUUUUCCAGUUGAACUCUGCGUGGUGGUGUAACAAUGGUAUCACACCCACUCAGAACCUCUGCCACGUGAAUUGUAAUGACCUGCUCAACCUUCAGAUUCUGGAUGACAUCAUGUGUGCCAAGCGGGUUGUAACCUUACACAAGAGUAUGAAUGCCUGGGAUUCUUGGAGCCGGCACUGUUCUGGUCAUGAUUUAUCUGAAUGGCUCAAGGGAUGUGAGGUGCAUCUGAAAAAAGACCCAGGCGAUACCGACUGGUGA